AUGGAUAAUAUUGAAGAUGCAGCUUCGCCCAAGCCUAGUGGUGUGAAUGAGACGGAGCCGCUUCUGCAACGACGGGCAUCUGGCGGAUCACAACAGAGCCAACAGCUGACGAAGCAACUCACUACCCGCCAUGCGUUCGCUGUGCUUGUCACCCUCCAAAUAGGAUCAGGAAUUUUUGCCUCGCCUGCUCAGGUGGACAGCAACGUACCUUCGCCUGGAGCAGCCUUACUCGUAUGGAUCCUGGGUGGUCUCUUGUCAUGGGCUGGUGCUGCAUCAUUUGCAGAGCUCGGUGCCGCACUUCCUCUCAAUGGAGGCAUGCAGGAAUAUUUACGCCAUGUAUACGGAGACACAGCUGCUUUUCUAAUGGCCUGGAUCUAUAUCGUCGCAGUCAAGCCCUCAUCAAUGGCAAUACAGAGCAUUGUCAUUGCAGAAUCGAUCGGCUCGGUAGGGUCUGUUCAAGUCGGCAACCCCGAAAGCGCGACGCUGCUUAAAAUUAUUGCAGCAAUCAGCUUUGUACUCAUGGUUUUGCUCAACUCUAUCAACACCAGGUUCACGCUACGGCUCAGCGAAUCCUUUACUGUCUUCAAGAUAGGCACCGUCGGUCUGAUAGUACUGGGAGGACUCGUGGCUGUUAUUGCUCACUUUGUGAAUCCUCAUUCGUCUCUGUCAGGAUCUAGUGAUUGGUACUCGAAGAACUGGUUCGACAGUAGGCCAACUACAUCCAACGGACAUACUAUCGACUGGACGUCCAUGGGUGCGUGGGACCGGUAUGGCCAUUACUGUGCAGCAAUUUAUGGUGGGCUUUGGGCUUAUGACGGUUGGGACAACGCGAAUAUUGUCGCGAGCGAGAUUCGUGACCCUGGGCGUGCACUGCCGCAAGCCAUCAAGGCCGCCAUGAUCGUGGUACUAAGCUCCUUCGAACUUGUCAACAUUGCGUACUAUGUGCUUCUGCCAUGGCACCAGAUCAGUGCCAACAACGCUGUAGCUGUUUCAGCUGCCUCUGCACUCCUUGGUCGCCCUGCUGGCAUUGCCAUUACACUUUUGGUGGCUGUAUCAUGUGCUGGGUCGAUCACAAGUAACGUCUUCUCUGUCGGCAGGCUCACAAUAGCUGCAUCGCAGAGGAACUAUCUUCCUGCGAUGUUCAGCAAACGAGGUUUGCCUAAUAACAGGCCAUCAGAGGAGCAGGAAGAGAGGAUCUCGGUCUUUGAUGCACCACUGUAUGUCAACUAG
This is a messenger RNA of Parastagonospora nodorum SN15, 1230 nucleotides long. RefSeq lists its product as hypothetical. Gene Ontology annotation, biological process: amino acid transmembrane transport. Gene Ontology annotation, cellular component: membrane. Gene Ontology annotation, molecular function: L-amino acid transmembrane transporter activity. The record is from RefSeq and is a predicted model, not a curated record. NCBI's taxonomy places the organism in Eukaryota, Fungi, Ascomycota, Dothideomycetes, Pleosporales, Phaeosphaeriaceae. The transcript is spliced from 2 exons. The coding region runs from base 1 to 1230 and encodes 409 amino acids.